Molecule: messenger RNA, 453 nt
Organism: Arabis nemorensis
Lineage: Eukaryota; Viridiplantae; Streptophyta; Magnoliopsida; Brassicales; Brassicaceae
Source: the annotation of a GenBank genome assembly
AUGGCAUUGGGGAAAAAGAGAUUAGGUGGUGCUGCGAAAUCAUCAUCAAACUCGAAUCGAAACCUAUAUGGNGAUGGAGGAUUAGGGUUAGAGUUUAUUAAGCACAAGAGAGGAUUUGGGAAGAAGAGAAUCUACGAAAAUACAUUGGGGAAAAGUCGAGAGCUUGAAGCUCUUCCUCAAGAUAUUUUGGUAAAUAUUAUUUGUGGAGUGGAGCAUGAAGACUUAAAACAAUUGUUUAAUGUGUCCAAGACUAUAAGAGAAGCUACAUUGAUCGCAAAGGAAUGGCGUUUUGAAUACAAAACACCAAGGAAAACUCUGUUUUUCCGGGGUGGGAUUGAUUCGAUGAUCGAUUUGGAAGAUGAAAUCCAAGCUCCAUUGCUGAAAAAGCAUCGCCUUUCAAGGAUAACCUGCCACAAGAAAGUUUCGAAAAUCGCAAUGGCUCUUUUCAAAUGA